Molecule: messenger RNA, 1790 nt
Organism: Aspergillus heteromorphus CBS 117.55
Lineage: Eukaryota; Fungi; Ascomycota; Eurotiomycetes; Eurotiales; Aspergillaceae
Exons: 2
Coding region: 285-1790 (501 amino acids)
Source: RefSeq, a predicted model, not a curated record
CUCCUGAUUCCACUCUGUCGAUCGCCCGACUAAUCCUUCUACUACUACUUAUAUCCCCGCUCAAGGCUUGGCCACACCCAGACUCAUGUCCUCAACCAUGGGCGCCCAACCACCUCCCCCGCGCAAGCGGACUCGGGUCAGUCACACCAAAGUGCGCACUGGGUGUCGGACAUGCAGGUACGCUACUACGCACGAAAGCCGGCACCGUGCGGGGUCCUCCUCAUUGACGCUGGCCUUCUAGGAUCCGUCAUAAGAAGUGCGAUGAAACCCGUCCCAUCUGCCUCAUGUGCAGCACCACCGGCCGCGUCUGCGAUGGAUACCAGCAGACCCUCGACCGGAGGACCCGCGCCUCACGGCUCCGGCUGCUGUCGUCGACGCCCUCGUCCACCGGCAGCACGUCGCCCCCCGCGGUGAUCAUGCCGUCGCUGGUGUCCGAUCUGAUCCUCCACACCAACCAGGUCGACCUCACCCGCCAGGAGCGGUGGUAUCUCGACUUCUUCCGCCGCAGCACCGCCUUCCAAUGCUCCGGCUACUUCGACGACGACUUCUGGCUGCGCCUCGUCCACCAGGUCACCGAGGCCGAGCCCGCCGUCCGCCACGCCGCCAUCGCCCUCAGCGCCCUGCACUGGAACUUCGAGCGCACCAGCUCCGGCCAGGGCCUCUCCGACACCCGUCUCCCCCUCCAGCAGUGCGCCAAGGCAAUCACCUCGCUGCGUCACCAGCUCACCGGCGGCCGCCUCCCCUCCCGCUCCAACAUGGAGAUCACCCUUGUGACCUGCGUGCUCUUCGUCUCCUUCAUGUUCCUCCAGGGCGACACCCACCUCGCCUGCACCCACCUCCGCGGCGGCCUCAAGCUGCUCCGCGAAUGGAAGACCACCGACCCAAUCGGCUAUUCCACCACCGGGGCCGUACUCAUGAAAGUCUUCGCGCGUCUCCAACUCCAAUGGUCCACCUUCGCCGACGAAGUCUUCAUCGAGCAAGACGACAACCGCUUCAACAUGCCCUACAUGGAAAUCAACGACCUCAGCAUGGAAGACCGCAUCGACUCCCUCGACAAGGCAGGCAACCUGCUGGUCAGCCUCGGCCGGCUCGUCCUCUCCCCGCGACCCCCCGACUCCUCCCCGCCAGGCUACUGCACCGUCCUCGACACCAAACGCAUGGCCAUCCUCAACAAACUCCAACACUGGACCUCCGAACUCGACCCCCUCCUCACCCAACCCUCCCCCUCCCUCCUCCCCCUCCGCGACCAAACCAUCCUCACCGUCCUCAAACUCUGGAGCGAAACUAUCUACAUCAUGGCCGCCUCCGAGAACCGUCUCGGCGGCGCCGAAUCGCGCUUCGACGCCUUCCACUUGCAUUUCGGCCACGCCGUCGCCCUCGCCAAGACCCUCCUCAUCUCCUCUACCGCACAGUCGAAUAUGCCCUCCUUCUCUAUUGGAAUGGGCAUCAUCGCCCCUCUCUUCUUCUGUGCGUUCAAGUGUCGGGACUGGUAUAUCCGUCGCGAAGCGUUACUUUUACUCAGGAGCUGUCAGCGCCAGGAGGGGCUGUGGACGACCCCCGGGGCGGUUUUGGUUCUUGAACGCUUGAUUGAGAUUGAGUCGGAGGGCUUAUUGCCGGGGGAUUUGGUUCCCGAGGCCGCUAGGAUUGAUUCCAUUCAUGUUAACAUUUUGCCGGAUGAUCGGAAGAUUGGCAUUUGGUAUCGGAGGAUGGGAGGGGUGGGGGUGGUGGUGGUGGGGGGGGAGUGGGGGAGCGUUUGGGAGAAGGCGUUGUUGGAUUAUCAUCUUGGCUAG